AUGCGCCGGCCUGUCCCCGCCAACAGCUGCUCCUUCCUCAUCUCCGCGAACGACCCUGCACGCAAUCCGCUGAGCCGCCCCGGAGGGACUCCGCCCAUCGCCAUCGUCGCCGUCCACCUCCUCUCCCGGCUUGGAGCGGAAGAGAACCCGUCCGCACUCAGAGACCGGUUUCGUUCGGUGUUACUUCAAGGGUAUCCAGUGCACCCUUGGGGCUUGUUUCUUCGUUGUGUUUCAACAGGGGAUGCAAGGAAAAGAACAAAAUCUUCAUCAAUGUGGAUAGCUAUCUUUCCCAGAAUCCAUGUAAAGGAUCCAUAUCAGCGUCUCGGAAUCAGCAGGGAAGCAUCGGAAGAAGAAAUUCGAGCUGCUAGGAACUAUCUGAUAAGCAAGUAUGCAGGCCACAAGCUAAGUGUUGAUGCAAUUGAGUCUGCCCAUGACAGGAUUAUCAUGCAGAAGGGUCAAAAGUGGAUGGCGAGCAUUCUUUUAUGGGUUUGGUUCUUUCUUUGCUUCCUGGUUCCUUGGCACCUUCUUGAUGGUAUCUGUAAUUCCUCCUAUACUCCCCGGUCCAAGAAACUUGGAAUGGAUUCUUCAGAGACUCCAACUUCGGUUGACACUUACAGUAACCGAAAUUCCACACCUACUCAAGAGGCAGCCGUAGAAGUAAAGACAAGAAAGAAAUAUGAUCCAGCAUGGGGAUAUUGUACACAGUUCACUGAAGGAGGAAAAAAGAAGAUCAAAUGCAUGUUCUGUAAUGAUGUAUUUGCAGGAGGAGGGAUCCAUCAUUUUAAGGAGCAUUUAGCCAAAUACCCAGGUAAUGUGGCAGCAUGUAAAAAGAUUGAUUCUGAGGUUGAACAUGCAAUGUUUCAAAGCAUUGAAGAUUGGAAUGAGAAGAAAAAGAAGGCACAACAGGACUAUGAGGAAGAGAAUGCAUAUGGGCCAGAACCCGGAGAACAAGAUGAUGUUGAAGUCUCUGAUGCUAAUGCACAUGUAGCCCCUUCCAACGUCUUUCUUCUUUGCACUCUGACAAACAAAGGAAAAAGACCCGCCACUUCCCUUCUCAAGCGUUGGCAAGUACUUCAAGCCUAG
Messenger RNA from Miscanthus lutarioriparius, 1083 nucleotides. The record is from the annotation of a GenBank genome assembly. NCBI's taxonomy places the organism in Eukaryota, Viridiplantae, Streptophyta, Magnoliopsida, Poales, Poaceae.